UAGAAAACGGUAAUGUGCUGCUGAGAACUUCACAGCUUUCGGCAACAAUGCUGUUGUCUCUCUCAGUUUCAGUUUCAAAGUUAUUAACCCUAACAAGGUAUGCUUUCUCUCUUUCUUCCAUUCCCAAUUUUCUUCCAAUUUCUUCUUCAAACACUUUCCUUCUUUCAUUCUCUUCUCAUUCUCGUUUCAAUUCCAACGAAUUUGAUGUUAAUCAUGCUGUUUCCUCAUUCCAUCACAUGCUCUCUAUUAAUCCUACACCAUCCAUUGUUGAAUUCAACACAAUUUUAACUUCUUUUGUUAAGAUGAAGCAUUAUCCCACUGCUAUUUCUCUUUCUCACCUAUUGGAAUUCAAUGGAAUUAUGCCUGAUAUUUUUACUUUUAAUAUCUGGAUUAAUUGUUACUGCCACUUAGGUCAAAUGAAUUUUUCAUUUUCUAUAUUGGGAAAGAUUCUCAAGAUGGGAUUUCAGGAAGAUACCAUAACCUUGAAUACUCUUAUGAAAGGUCUUUGUCUUAACAAUAAGAUUCGGGAAGCUCUGCACUUUCAUGAUCAUGUGGUGGCAAAGGGAUUUCAGUUGGAUCAAGUUAGUUAUGGGAUCUUGAUCAAUGGGUUGUGUAAAAUGGGGGAAACAAGACCCGCGCUGCAAUUGCUGAGACGAAUUGAUGGGAAAUUGGCCAAUGCUGAUGUGGUAAUGUUUAGCAUAAUCAUUGAUAGUUUUUGUAAAGAUAAAUCUAUAAACGAUGCCUACGAGUUGUAUGUUGAGAUGAUUGCAAAGAGAAUUUCUCCUAGUGUUAUCACUUUCAAUAAUCUAAUAUAUGGAUUUUGUAUUGUUAGUCAAUUGAAAGAAGCAUUUGGUUUGUUUCAUGAAAUGGUAUUGAAAAACAUCAACCCAAAUGUUUAUACUUUUACUAUAUUGGUUGAUUCCUUAUGCAAGGAAGGAAAGGUCAAAGAAGUUGUGAAUGUGUUGGCUAUAAUGAUAAAAGAUGGUGUAAAACCGAACGCUGUAAUGUAUGGUGCUUUGAUGAAUGGGUAUUGCUUAGUUAAUCAAGUGAACAAGGCCAUAAAAAUAGUCAACACUAUGGUGCACAAGGGAGUGGUGCCGAGUGUUCGGUGCUACAAUAUCGUUAUUAAUGGAUUGUGCAAGAAUAAAAUGGUGGACGAAGCCAUGAACUUGUUUAAAGAAAUGCAUAACAAGAUGAUUGUUCCUGAUGUAGUAACUUAUAGUACCCUUAUUGAUGGUUUGUGUAAAUCGGGGAAAGUCUCUUAUGCUUGGGAACUUGUUGAUGAGAUGCAUCGUAUAGGUCUGCAGGUUGAUGUAAUCACUUUUAAUUCUCUAUUACAUGCUUUGUGCAAAAAGACUCAUCUUGACCAGGCAAUUGCAUUGGUUAAGAAAAUGAAAGACCAAGGUAUUCAGCCAAAUAUGUCCACAUACAAUAUAUUGAUUGAUGGACUAUGCAAAGGUGGAAGGCUUAAGAAUGCACAAGUGGUGUUUCAUGAUCUUUUGACUAAAGGCUACCAACUAACUGUCUGGACAUAUAAUAUUAUGAUAAAUGGGUUUUGUAAGGAUUGCUUGUUUGACGAAGCACUUGCUUUGUUAUCAAGAAUGGAAGACAAUGGUUGUAUUCCUGAUGUUGUAAGUUAUGAAACAAUUAUUUAUGCCCUCUUUGACCAAGAUGAAAGAGAUAAGGCAGAAAAACUUCUACAUCAAAUGAUUUCUAGAGGUCUAUUGAAAAAGCAAAACUAGCUUGUUGCUCAAGAAGCAUAAUUUGAGAAGAAUAAGAAGGUUUUUCUAUGUGAUGCAUUGUCUGUUCACUCAGCCUCCAGUCACUGUCACUAUUAAGCUUUAUGGUGACUUGUCUAUUUGCAUUGUGAAUUAUAUUUUUGUUAUCUGCUAAAAACCUUGUUUUUGUAAAUGCAAUUACUUAAUUUUUUAAAUGUGAUUUAGGAGUUAUAACAUGAUUUUUAAAGCUCCAUAUUGGGAAAAAAGACCUUGAAGCUCCAUAUAAUCAAGACAGUGGUGCUGGUUUGUGUGGUCAAGAAGUCCCUGAGUUAUGUAAUGAAAUUGUUAAUUUUAUUGAUUUUCUCUUGCCUCUUUUUAUUUGCAAUCUAAAGCCAUGAGGAUACAAAUUAAUUUUUAAGUUAAUGAGAAUGUAUUUGAUGUGAGGCUUAAAGUUUAACUAUGUUGUCUAAUUGAUGUAUAGGAGGAGUAAUGCCUCCACUGCCGCACAUCAUCAGUCACCCUUUGUUGAGUUCUUCAGGUACUCAACAAAUGCAACUCAGAGUAGCACGUGAAAGGAUAUUGUUGGAAUAUUAUAAAAUAUCUUAUAAUAUCUCGUAGAAUCAAUUUGUAAUUUUAGUAUAUUUUAGAUUAAUUUUAGGAUUAGUUUCUAUAUUUUAGUAUGUUAAUCCAAACAAGCAAUUUAACCUUCUAUUCUCUGUGAAUACUUGCUCUGUUUUUGUAUCUUUAAAUAGAAAAAGGCUCGACGGGAAAACAAAUUCUCAUUCCUUAAUUUUUUGUUGGUUUGGUUGAGAAAGACUAGUCUCUCUAAUUCCAGGAGGUUGUGUUAGUUUUCUUACAGUUAUUGGCUAAUUUUACAGAGAGAUUGUUAUUCACAA
This is a messenger RNA of Cicer arietinum (chickpea), 2614 nucleotides long. The record is from RefSeq and is a predicted model, not a curated record. NCBI's taxonomy places the organism in Eukaryota, Viridiplantae, Streptophyta, Magnoliopsida, Fabales, Fabaceae.